Molecule: messenger RNA, 1443 nt
Organism: Penicillium brasilianum
Lineage: Eukaryota; Fungi; Ascomycota; Eurotiomycetes; Eurotiales; Aspergillaceae
Source: the annotation of a GenBank genome assembly
AUGCCACCAAUUCGACCUAGAUCUCGGCAGAAAUUAGCCAGCCAAGAGGGCAAGAUCCUAUUAGCCCUAUCUGAUUUGCAAGAAGGCCGUGCCUCACGCGUUGAUACGCGCCCAUCUGGUCAUAAAUUGACCCAAUUAGAAGAGGAUUCGCUUUGCCAAUGGAUUAUCUCUAUGGAUUCACGUGGAGCAGCGCCUAGCAAGAACUGGCCAACAACCUUUAUCAAACGGCGCGAAGAGCUUCGCUCGCGAUACUCGAGGAAAUACGACUACAAACGCGCAUUAAAUGAAGACCCGAAAGCCCUACGAGCCUGGUUCGCGACCGUACAACGUAUAAUUGAUGAGAACGGGAUCCAACCAGAGGAUAUAUACAACUUUGAUGAGACAGGAUUUGCAAUGGGCCUUGUUUCUACGCAGAAGGUUGUUACGCGGGCAGAAAUCUGCGGUCGGCCACGUCUUUUACAAUCAGGAAAUCGCGAAUGCGUUACUACGAUUGAGGCAAUUAGCGCUGAUGGCUAUUCGCUUCCGCUAUGCGUGAUUUUUAAAGCUAAGCUACAAAAGCUCUUUAUCCCAUCAACGAAUUCGCGUGUACGCGGCCGAUUUCGGCUGCUAAUCCUUGAUGGUCAUGGUAGCCAUCUUACACCUCAAUUCGACCGAAUCUGCGCAGAAAACGACAUUAUACCUCUUUGUAUGCCUCCGCAUGCGUCGCAUUUAUUACAGCCAUUAGAUAUUGGCUGUUUUGCAGUGGUUAAAAGGGCAUACGGUCGCUUCGUAAGCGAUCUUAUCCGUCAAGGAUAUAACCAUAUCGAUAAAAUCGAUUUCUUAAUGGACUACCAACACGCGCGGCUAGAGGCCUUCCAAAAGCCAUCAACUAUUCAAAAUAGCUUCGCAGCUGCUGGUUUAGUGCUAAUUAAUGCAGAAAGGGUCCUUUCAAAGCUGAAUAUCUCUCUGCGAACGCCAACACCACUAGGUAGCCGGCUAAGCACCAGUUCUAGCCAAUUCACACCAAAGACGCCUAGAACUAUCGUUCAGCUCAAUAAGCAAUCUUCAAUGCUUAAGGAUCUACUAAAUCAGCGGUCAAAUAGCCCUCCUAGCCCAGUGGGGGCUAUAUUAAAUCGGAUUAUCAAGGGCCACAGCGAAGCGCUUCAUCAAACUGCAUUACUAGCGCAGGAGGUCUCCAAUCUACGCAUGGCGAAUACGAGGAUCGUCAAGAAACGCCAGCGAUCAACUAGGCAGAUACCCUGCGAAGAGGGCCUAUCUAUUGAAGAAGGCCUACAGCUAGUUGAGCAGCUAAAUCAGCCAGUGGAAGGUGAUGGGGUAGGAUCGCAUAAGCAGGGCGAAUUGCCUAAUCAGGCAAUUCAACCACCUACUAGGGCCCCGCCUAGGUGCAGUGGGUGUAGGGAGAUUGGCCACAAGAUUAAUGUAUGUAAAAAUCGCUAUAUUUAG